AGUCAUAGACGAGAGCAGAACCGUCUUGUAACGUCAAGCGUGCCAACUGUCGUGAAAGCACAUUGACCCAGAACGAAGCCAGAAGGACGCUAAUAAGUCAGUCUUAUUAUUUGUUCUCCAGUUUGAAAUAUUUACGUCGUAUAAAAUACAUCUUUGAUUCUUUAAUUCAGGGUAAAAUCGUUUCGAUGCGCUAGAAGCACUUUGCUGCUUCUCGUGCUCGUUUAUUGUUAGUUAGCUUAGCUCGCUAGUUAGCUUAGCUUGUUAGCUGCUAACAGAAGUUAUCAACACAUCGCUAAGUAGACAUCAAGUGUGAGAGUAAAGUGUUGUGAUUGUGUGAAAAUGUCUACAUUACACAUGUUGAGAGCGCGACUAACUGCUGCCGUUGAAGAAAUAUUUGUAGUGUUAGAAAGAACGAUAGCAGAAUACGAGGCGGAACUUUCUAGAACAAAAGAGGAGAACAAUCAACUACUGGACGCUGUUUUCAAGAAAUAUCAAGUUGUGUUACACAGAACAGACAUUAAAUAUGAUGAGGAGGAUCCACAGCCCCCCCACAUGAAAGAGGAAGAGAAGGAAGUGUGGAUCAGUCAGGAGGGAGAGUGUGUUGUAGGGCAGGAGGAGGAUGAUGUCAGCAAGUUUCCACUGACUGUUGUCUCUGUGAAGACUGAAGAGCAUGAAGACAAAGCACCUGAAUCCUCACAGCUUCAUCACAGUCCAAACGUCCAGCGGGUGUCAGCGGGGAGUCAUGAAGAGGAGUGGCACACCAGUGUGGGACAGAAGGAGCUACAGGCCCCCUCCCACAUUAAAGAGGAGCAGCUUCAUGAUGAAGAUGAAGCUCAGUCCUUACAGCUUCAUCACAGUCAAAGUGAGGAGAACAGAGGGGCGGAGCUUGUAAGUCAACACAUCACAGAAGCUGAUGGAGAGCAUUGUGAAGAUAUAAAGUCAGAACCAGACAGCAUCUUUGCUCCACUGUCAGACAUGGACCACAUGAUGUCACACUCUUCUGAUCACAGUGACCACAUCCAAAAACCUUUGGAGAGUCAAAAUGACUCUAAAGGUGAUACGAGACAUCACACUAACAACAAACACUUUGACUGCUCUCAAUGUGGGAAAUCAUUUAGACAUAAGGGUCAUUUUACAGAACACAUGAGAAUACAUACUGGAGAGAAACCUUUUAUUUGCAAGAAGAGUUUCUCCACAAAGCUUAACAUGACCACACACAUGAGAUCACACACUGGAGAGAAACCUUUUAGUUGCUCAGCUUGUGCUAAAAGAUUCAACACUAAGUGGGAAAUGAUAUUACACAUGAGAACACACACAGGUGAGAAACCUUUUACUUGCUCUGUUUGUAAGAAGAGUUUCUCCAGAGAGCAACACAUGACCACACACAUGAGAACACACACUGGAGAGAAACCUUUUAGUUGCUCUGUUUGUAAGAAGAGUUUCUCCAGAAAGGACUGCAUGACCACACACAUGAGAACACACACUGGAGAGAAACCUUUUAAUUGCUCAGCUUGUGCUAAAAGAUUCAACACUAAGAAUGACAUGAUAUUACACAUGAGAACACACACAGGUGAGAAACCUUUUACUUGCUCUGUUUGUAAGAAGAGUUUCUCCAGAGAGCAACACAUGACCACACACAUGAGAACACACACUGGAGAGAAACCUUUUAGUUGCUCUGUUUGUAAGAAGAGUUUCUCCAGAAAGGACUGCAUGACCACACACAUGAGAACACACUGGAGAGAAACCGUUUAGUUGCACUGUGUGUGAUAAGAUGUUCAGGUUUAAGUAUCAGGUCAGUAGACACAAGUGUGUAACAGUCAUGGAAGCUGCAGGGAUUUAAGAACACUUAAACAGUGAUUGUGCUAAAUGUAGUUUAAAAACACAGCAUGUUUAAUAAGAAUGUAUAUUUGAUGUUGUAUGUAGUGCUUCUCAUCUUCUAGUCUUAUAUGUUGGCCUGUACUUACUGUUUAAGUUGUGUGCAUUUAUUGAAUAUUAUAUAUGUUGCUAUUUUUUUACCUCAUCUUUGAAGAGAGGACAUCUUAUUAUUUUCAUUGUUUUUUUUUCCACACAUUUUUUCCACUGCAUUUUAUUGAUGUUAUUAUCCAAUUAAAAGUAUGAAUGAAUAAAAUGGUUAACAAAAUGUGGAC
Messenger RNA from Entelurus aequoreus (snake pipefish), 2147 nucleotides. Its product is annotated as zinc finger and SCAN domain-containing protein 2-like. Gene Ontology annotation, molecular function: DNA-binding transcription factor activity, RNA polymerase II-specific; RNA polymerase II cis-regulatory region sequence-specific DNA binding. The coding region runs from base 340 to 1752 and encodes 470 amino acids. The record is from RefSeq and is a predicted model, not a curated record. Gene Ontology annotation, cellular component: nucleus. The transcript is spliced from 3 exons. NCBI's taxonomy places the organism in Eukaryota, Metazoa, Chordata, Actinopteri, Syngnathiformes, Syngnathidae. Gene Ontology annotation, biological process: regulation of transcription by RNA polymerase II.